Molecule: messenger RNA, 978 nt
Organism: Fusarium coffeatum
Lineage: Eukaryota; Fungi; Ascomycota; Sordariomycetes; Hypocreales; Nectriaceae
Exons: 1
Coding region: 1-978 (325 amino acids)
Source: RefSeq, a predicted model, not a curated record
AUGGCACCAUCAACACCCCCUCUUUCCUUUGCCAAUAUGACGGCCUUAACAACUGUGGGCAACAAAGGGCAUUUAGAGUCCACAGACCCUUGGUCUGUCAAGGAGGACCGUCAGGCUGGUAUCUUCGCCUGGGUCAUCAUAGGCAUUAUAAUGAACGCCUUCAUUAUGCUCGUCAUAUGCGACAUGAUAAAGAAGUAUCAAACCGGAGAACUCCAAGACGAAAUGAAGACCCUUGGCAGAAUCUUCGGCCACCUCCUCACUCUUCCCUGCAGGUUGUGCACGAAGGACAAUAUCAUGCCCCUCUGGUACUCCAUCACCAACAGAUUCCAGCCCCUAGAGAAACAGCGCCACUGGAAGACCAAGGAGGAGUUGGAAAAGGAGGCGAAGGAAGAGCAAGAUGUGAAAGCUGGCAUCAAGAAGCCGCUCAACAGCGAGGAUUCUAUCGCAAGACUUGGCGGUGGCUGGCCCCCAAAGAACCGCCGGGGCAGUACAAACCGCAAGGGGAGGAGCCUUGAAUUACAACGUCUUCCCAGUAUCGCCAAACUCUCCGAGGAAAACAUGGGACUCCCUAGGAUGGGAGGUCGCUCUCACAGCUUCAGGAUUCCCGAGAUCAUGCCUUCCAGACUCUCAGGCGAUGUCUUCCAGCUCACUGCUGUCCCCAUUUCUGGUUCGGGUGCAGACAGCCCUUCGCAGGUGACGGUUAUCUUCAAGGCUGAGUCGAGCCGGGACCAGCGCAGACAGUCGGAGUGCUCUCAGGCUGAAUCGAGCAUGGUUGUAGAAACGGGUGGCGAGCGGGAGACCAUAGUCGAGAAGGAUGCUACCGGCGGGAAGAAGUCAAGUGGAGAGGAUGGCACAGGAGAGAAGAAGGAGACAAAGUCUAUGAAAGAUACCGAUGUCGUGGACGAGGCCAGCGCCAAGGAUCGCAAGAGCUCAAGUCGGCAGAAAGCUGGCGAAACCAGCGGUACUCAAAGAGACUGA